UCCAAACAAUGGCGUAAGCAGACAUGUGAAUUUCAUCUGCUUGUGAAGUAACUGGAUUGCUUGUGCUGAAACGCAAUAUCAGAAUAAAUAUAGCAGGUGGAGUUUGCAGCCGAAAUCCAAUUUAGGGGUGCGAUGUCAUCAUACCUGUUUACCGUAAGUGGUCGGUAACUGGUUACCUACACUAGUGACAGUGGUGCCACUACAAAAGUUUAAUUUUCAUCUGCUGCAGUAGGGAUCCUACAGCUGAAUAGUUGCUUGGAUCAAGACAGUAAACAUGCCUAGCUCCAACCGAGAUGUAGUUCAGGAGUUGCAAGAAAUACUUAAGCAGUGGGAAGAAGAUCAAGCAGUUCCCACUAAGGACCCAACUCCUCACCUUAUUAAAUUAUGCCAUCUCUUUGAAAGGGAAACAGUUAAUUUUUUAAAAAAGGACCCAGACCCUUUUGAUGACCGUCAUCCUAUCACUGCUGAACCCGAAUGUGCCCUUGGGCAGAUCUUGCGUGCUCUUUUCAAAAAAGACAACUUUGUGACAAAGCUUGUCAACCACUAUCUGAGAGAAAAUUAUUUUUCUAGUUUAGGAGUAACCCAGGAUUCAACUGAUCUCAAUACUGGAGCAUGCAGGUUGUUGAUUGACCUUUUGUAUGGUUUGGACAUCCCCCAGGUCUUCAAUGAAUCAGAAACCACUGUUAUGCGUCUCUUCUCUUGGGCUGAAAAAGGCCCAGAACCCCUUCGCACUUAUGCUACCGGACUUCUAGCUGCUGCUAUGGACAUACCUGAGAUAGCUGUCUCAUUCAAGGAUCAUAAUGCUCACCUCAUUCCCAUUAUGUUAAAGAGAUUGUGGGAGUUGAAAGAUGAAGAUACAGGAGUGGAAGAAGAAAAGUUGAACAACUCAAAGGCUUCUGAACACGAUGGGGUUCCUGAGCGUCCAUUUGCUCACCUCAAUGAAGAAUCUGUUAGUGCCCCAAUGGUAAAUGGAAAAGAUACUCAUCACAGAGAUGAAACUGAAGAAUCUUCCCCCAAGAGAAGGAAAUAUGCAAAUUCAGCAACACCAACAAAGAAUGGUAAUACUAGUGGAACAUUCAACAUAUUUGGUUCACCAAAAGCGUCUCGUGAUGGAACAAACUGUGACCCUAUGCUGAACUCAGAUUGUUCAAAUUCAUCUUGGGCAGAAAUGAGCUGUUACAUUGUAGGAACUUUCCAGAUGUUUCCAGUGACAAGAGAUACCAAACAGAUUUUUAUACUCAAGUAUUUGAGACCCAUAGGAGAGUACCAAGAGUCACUGGGGCACGUGUACGAACACAAUGCGCUGGAACUGAUCUUCCACUACAUUAAUGUUAGAAGAACUGGAAAUGCUAGACUCUCCUUUGAGGCUCAUAGGUUCCUUGGUUCACUGCUCUUUCACAAGAAAUUUUGCCUAGAAUUUGUCAAGAUGGGUGGGAUGCAAAAACUUUUGCAGGUACCUCGCCCUUCUCUUCCCGCUGAUGGUGUCGCACUCUGUAUGUGGUACCUGGCAUACUGUGAAGAAGCUGUGGAGAGAAUAUGUUUGCUACCAGAUAAAGUGCUGUCAGAACUGAUCCGUUAUGCAUUGUGGUUAUUAGAAUGCUCCCAUCAGUCUUCUAGAACACAUGCUGUAAUGUUUUUUGGCAUGGUUUUCCGAUUUAGAGCCAUCUUAGAAAGGUUUGAUGAACAAGAUGGCCUGAGGAAAGUUCUGAAUAUGCUCUCCACAUUAUCCCUCUUCCAAGAUGUUUGGGAACAAGAUAUCUUAGAUGAACCAAACGAAGCAAUGAUGUGGCAAACUGUCAAGCAAGUGUGCCUUAGUCUGAAGCAUUACUUUGAAGCUCAUUUGUCUCUGAAAGUCCAGAGCCUUCAAAGACUAUGUAAAGAACUUGGUGCUGUGCAACAACCCUCCAUGCCUUCAUACAAGGCUGUGAAUGUUGCUCCUGAGGUGGUGGAAGAAAAUAUAGAACACCUGUUGGAAUGUUUACCCAGCCGAGCUCGUUGGAAGCCUGUAGAGCAGUUUGUCUCUUUGAAGGGCCUUCAGUUGGUGCUUCAGUUAGUCGCUAUGGUGCUCAAUGAAUCUUUCAGUCCAAAUAGGACAGAAACUGCUGUUUUUGCCUUGGAUAUCCUUUAUGUCAUCAGUGUGGUGCCAUCCGUACAAGCAGCCCUUUGUGACAAGCUGACUAUUCCUGCUGGGGAUGAUCUAUUGCAGACACUUGAUCCACAGGAAGUACCAGGGUAUGCCAUACUAGUAGCAUGUAUUCAUGAGAAUCCUCAGUCUGUGACAACUUCCCCCGAGGUGCAAAAAGCAGCCCUGAAUGUUCUUAUUAACUGCCUUUGCGCCCCUAUUAACAGGGCUGGGAGCAAUAAUCGAUUCAGUGUGCCAUUGACACCAGGCAGUAGCAAAAAGAAAGGUGCAAAUAAUGGAGAAGAUGUCAUCAACAAAUCUUGGGAUUGUGUUCGAACAAGUAAUGGCAUCAUGUAUCUGUUGAAUGUGCUCCACAAGAAAAUGCCUAUCACCGAUGCAGACUGUAUUAGAGGGUUAGCUUGCCGUGCUCUUGUCGGUUUGUCAAGAAGUGAAACAGCUCGGCAGAUUAUGAGCAAACUACCAAUUUUUACUACUGGCCAAUUACAGUUGUUGAUGAAGGAGCCUAUUCUACAAGAUAAGCGAAUGGAACAUGUGAAAUUCCAACGCCAUGCCUUGGAGCUUAUCAAGGCAGUGUCAGGCAGAACGAAGCAUGAAGGUGAUGCUAAUAUGGAUGUAUCCAUGCAGAGCAUUCACAGGGCAGACGUUGUUGCACAGACUAGGAUAAACUACAAUAAGAAGCAGCUGUUGCAGCUAAUACAGGCUCACCUGAUGAAUGAAGGUUAUGACUCGGUUGCAACUGCGCUACAGCAAGCCGCUCACCUCCCACCACUUCCGUCCCCAAUUCCACACACAUCACUCGGCCCUUCCACAAGAAAUAUGGUCACUCCACCCCCAUCCAGAACGCAUCGUCAUUUGGUAGGAGGAAGUUCACGCUUAGCAUUUACCCCGUUGUGUAAGACAACCCAGAAUUCCAGUUCUGGAACGUCAGGUUUUGCAGUCCCACUGACUCCUUCGCCACCACCUGUAUCUAGCCCCUCAAAUGUUCUUAGUACGUCUAGUCCUGGUUCAAUUCAUAUCAAGAUUAAUAGAGCUUCCAAGCGAGAGCAUCGUGUAUCUAGUUCUUCAGUCUCCCACUUCAGUAAAACUGAAACAAAUAGCUUGUCUACUGGUAACCUUCCUAAUCCAUAUACAGUGGCUUCAAAUCCCUCUGUGAUAAUGCCUGUUGUUACAAACACUGGCUUGACAAAUGAACCUAAGAUUAGCCUUGACCGAAUUGUUACGGAGUAUCUCACCAACCAGCAUGCCCUUUGUAAGAAUCCAGUUGUCACCUGCCCCACCUUCGAUCUUUUCCAGCCCCACAGAUGUCCUGAGCCUAGGUCUGUAAGAGCCUCCCCGACAAAUUUCACCAUGAGAGUAACAAAGCGUGGUUACAAUAUACCUCCUACAGGUCUAGAGGGGUCAGCCAAUAACAGAAAAUUUAUCUACAGCAGAUACCGGCCAACACAAACCUUCAGGCCCUCAGAAGAUGAUGACAUAUUUUUAUGUUGUGCAUUUACUCCGGACGAUCAGUUUAUUGUUAUUGGUACAACCCGUGGUGAAGUGAGGCUUUUUAGCAGGGGAGGAACUGAAGAAGGUGUAUAUACAGUUCAUCAAGGUGCAGUUUCUACUUUAGUUCCGCAUAACUCAGGGUCAUUACUUCUCACCUCUUGUACAGCUAUACAUGAAACAUCCUUGUGGAGUAUUUCAGAUCUCUUUGAUUUGAAAUUUUCUAUAUUUGAGUGCCAACAUGCUGAUUUCAACAAUGCUCAGGAUAAGAUUAUAGGGACCAGUGAGCAAACAGCAAAGCUGUAUGAUCUAAAUACCAGUCAGGUUGUGAGUGAAUUUACGCCAAAGUUGUCCAAUCAUUAUCGCAUAAACAGAGCAGUUUUAGAUCCUACAGAUGAACUCAUUCUUACUGAUGGUGUUCUCUUUGAUGUGCGGUCGGGAAAACAGAUUCACAAGUUUGAUAAAAUUAACCCAAUUUUAAAUGGAGUAUUUCACCGUAAUGGUUUAGAGAUUAUUAGUUCUUCAGAAAUUUGGGACCUGAGAACUUUUCAUCUUCUAAAAACUGUGCCAGUGUUAAAUCUGUGUGACAUCGUUUUCAAUCACACAAAUGACGUAAUAUUUGGAAUAACAGUUGGGGACCUGAUUGAUGAAAGUCAAGAAAAUGCCUUUGAGACUUCUUUCAAGACCGUAGAUGCAGCAGAUUAUUCAAGUAUUGCCACUGUUGAUGUGCGUCGUGUUGUAAGUUCAUUAGCAAUCAACCAGACUGACACUCAGGUUGCUGUAGUGGAAACUGAAAGUACUAAUCAAGAUCUAACUGAAGAUGCAGUCGUUAGAUUAUACGAAAUUGGGAUGACAAGGCAGGAAGAUGAUGAGUUGGGUGAUGAUGAGGAUGAAGAUGAUAUGGGUAGUGACGAAGAAGAUUCUGAUGAUAGUGAUGAUGACCAAGAGCAGAAUUCACAAGAUGGAGAUGGUAGCCAAAAUGAUAAUGAAGAUGCAGAUGCACGAUCAAGCAGUUCCUCCAAUUAUAGUUUGUCAUCAAAUGACGGUUUUGAAAGCGAAUCUUCAGUUCUUUUCGAAUUAAAUAGCGAUGAUGGAAAUUCUUCUGAUCCCCAAAGUGCUUCAUUAAAUGCUUGGCUUCAAGAAAAUGAUGAAGAGGAUGAAGAUGAGGAUGACGACGCUGAAGACUCCAGCUAUGCUCCAUCAGAAUGAUCACUAAAUAAAUUUUAUAGUUUUUCAAGGAAAUAUAUCAAACAGCCAAAGAGAAGUUUUUAAUGGACUUCAAGAAUUUAAUCUGGUUGCAGUUAUUUAUAUGGAAUUGUAAAUUUUCUUUAAUUUCUCGAGAGUUUUAUCUCGAGAGUAAUCUGCUGGAAUACAUAUUUUAGAUUUUUGCUGUGGCAGGGUCAAGCUAUUUUUUAUUACGCUGUUUAUAUUAGUGGGUCAUGUGAUAUGUUUCAGCGGAAUUGAGUUUUUAUGAAAAUAAAUGUUUCUGUGUAUAA
Messenger RNA from Macrobrachium nipponense, 5124 nucleotides. RefSeq names its product DDB1- and CUL4-associated factor 1-like (gene mahj). NCBI's taxonomy places the organism in Eukaryota, Metazoa, Arthropoda, Malacostraca, Decapoda, Palaemonidae. The record is from RefSeq and is a predicted model, not a curated record. Gene Ontology annotation, molecular function: protein binding. Bases 275 to 4837 code for a protein of 1520 amino acids. The transcript is spliced from 27 exons. Gene Ontology annotation, cellular component: Cul4-RING E3 ubiquitin ligase complex; nucleus. Gene Ontology annotation, biological process: protein ubiquitination.